Messenger RNA from Aricia agestis (brown argus), 2193 nucleotides. RefSeq names its product probable cyclin-dependent serine/threonine-protein kinase DDB_G0292550. Gene Ontology annotation, cellular component: extracellular region. The transcript is spliced from 4 exons. The record is from RefSeq and is a predicted model, not a curated record. Gene Ontology annotation, molecular function: chitin binding. Bases 1 to 2193 code for a protein of 730 amino acids. NCBI's taxonomy places the organism in Eukaryota, Metazoa, Arthropoda, Insecta, Lepidoptera, Lycaenidae.
AUGUGGAGUGUUUUUGUUUUAGUAUACUUAUCGGUGUUUCGAGUAGACGCACAGAAGGGUCCAGGCGGUAGACCGUACGACAAUGGACACGGGUGGGACAUCCGGUACGCCGUGCCCGGGGAACCGGAGAAGGACUAUCCUACCCUCAGUGAGAUACCCAGGACGUCGUUCACAUGCUCGAAGAAAGAACCAGGAUACUACGCUGACGUGGAAACGGAUUGUCAGGUAUUCCGGAUAUGUACACUUGGGUCGACGUACGGAUUCCAAUCGUUCCUAUGUCCGAACGGAACACUCUUCAACCAAGCUGUAUUCGUAUGCGAUUGGUGGAUGAACGUCAAUUGCAAGAAGGCCCCAGAAUACUUCAACAGCAACGAGAAGCACAGCCAACUGAGAGUGGGGCCAGAACUUAUGACAGACGUCAAGAUGAUGCUGACUCAUCCAAUGAGAAACCCAUACGAUAAGACUGCAUUAAAUAAUAAGCUAGUAGUUUCCCAAGAAUAUAUUCCGCCCUAUAGAAUCGUUAACGCCAAUGACAAUAAUUAUAGAUUCAAUGAAAACGAAAGAAGCAUUGACAAUUUCUACUUACAACCCAAAUCAGCGAAUAUAAGACAAGAACAUACCUCUAACGAUUUGUCGUUUGCAGCGUCCACUGGCACUCCAUUUUAUUCCGCGAAUUCGAAUAACUUCCAACGAAACACACCUAGACAGUUUCAGAAUUACGCAACGUUCGAAACUAUUGUAGCACAUCCCACGUCAGCACAAGUCACAUAUUACAAUCAAAACGCUGAAAAACAAAGACUCCUUGCUCAAAAUCAACAAAAACUACAGCAACAGAAACAACAGUAUCUAAAUACAAACGAAUACAGAUUCUCUUCAGGUAACAACAACGAGUUACAAUAUUUAAGGAAGCCUAAUCAGAUACAAUCAGCAAAUUUAGUGAAACAGCCAACUUCAAAUAAUUUUCAAGUGCCGAAACGUGUGUUCGGAAAUAAAAUUCCGAAAGAAUAUUCUACAUCCAACAGAAAUGUUAUACAGAAUACAGUCACGAAGCAAAACAUUGAUUUGGUGUACUCAAUCAUAGCUGAUUCAAUUAAUUCAGCUAAACAAUACAGUAACAUCGCACUACAAGAAACAUCAUCGACGCAACCAACUACUACACAAGAACAAAAUAUUGACAACAAUGAAGUAGAGCAAUUUUCAGACAAAGUUACUCAACUGACUUCAUCCCAAUAUACACAAAACAACAACGGCAGAACAAAUCAACGACAACAACAACUCAGGUCUAAUGAACAAGUUUCAAUACAAAAUGACGAAAGUGGUAUUUUUAAUCAAAAAAAUAUUUUAAGUGGACAACUUUAUCAGCUCCCAGUGCCAGUCGUUACUAAGCAAAUAUACAACGCUCCGUUGAAAAAUGCGUGGACUCAGUCAAGGCAAAACCUCGUCGAAUCGAGAAACGGACAAAAAAGUAACUACUUUCUACAGCAAAUAAGGGCACCGCAAAAAACUGACAAUGAAAAUUUGGAACUCCAGUCCACUGGUAGAACUGACGACGAAGAAAAGACAUUAGACAACGCAUUUGAAUCUGAAUUCAUCAAACAUAUUAAAAACUCUAAUAAUCGUAUCGCAGCUCGCAUUCACGACAAAACAGUUGGAACAAUCAAUCACCCUUCAGAAGACAACAAAGCUGUAUCUUACAAUAAAGAUAAAACCUACUACGUUUACACACAGUUGAAGACCAACGAGAACCUCAACGCCAUACCUAUAAAACAAUCACCAUUACAUAAAGACGAAUUAAAUUUACAUCAUGUUACUCAUCUAUCUACCAAACUUAGAAAUGCCGAUUCAUACAAUAACAAUCAAAUUCGAAACAACUACGUUGCAGAACAAGAUAAUGUUGAUGAUUACAAUCAGAGAUCUAAAGCUAAGUUAGAAUCGACUUCUAAUGUCGAUUUUGAAGUUGAGCAUCGUGUAGCUGAGGCACCAAGAAAUAAUGAGCCAAAACUGAGUAGGUUAUACGAUGGUCCUUCCUCAUACACAGCUCCACAGAAUUCCAUAGGUAACUUGCAAAAUCAAAUUAGCCCAAAUUACAACUCCAGACUCGAAGACUUAGAAAACAACAAUAACAAUAUUGAUAACAACAACAAUUUCAAUGGCUACUCAAGAGAUAGGCCUUCAAAAAGAUUUUUGUUUUAA